Orussus abietinus is the source of this 6222-nucleotide messenger RNA. RefSeq lists its product as uncharacterized. The transcript has 16 exons. Gene Ontology annotation, cellular component: plasma membrane; nucleus. Gene Ontology annotation, molecular function: guanyl-nucleotide exchange factor activity; protein binding. Gene Ontology annotation, biological process: signal transduction. The record is from RefSeq and is a predicted model, not a curated record. The coding region runs from base 1 to 4896 and encodes 1631 amino acids. NCBI's taxonomy places the organism in Eukaryota, Metazoa, Arthropoda, Insecta, Hymenoptera, Orussidae.
AUGCUGAAGUGGACGGUUUCAAGAUCGUUAUCUACGGCCAGCUCGACCCCCCAUGGACCGCCCACGCAGAACAAAGCCUCCCGCAGACCCUUUCGAGACCUGUCCAACACGCCGCCGGCAACUCCGGGUUCUUCGAGGUCUAGAGCGACCCAAGGGACCAAUGACACGGCUACUCGGCAAAACGUGCGCAGAAGAAGAUGUAGGAGUCACGGAAGUGAUCUGAGGGCCUAUUUUCAGGUAACGAAGCCGACAUUGAGGUCAUUGAAGAGGCAGUCGACGUCUCAGGAGGUUCAGAAAUCUCCAAGGUCGGAGAGCUUUUACCAGAGCACUCCUCGAGUGGACGCUGACAUAGGACCAUUUACUUUGUUACCGACCGUGGCAGUAUCCAAAUGCUCGGCGGCCUUGACUCUUCCUUCGGAUCCUACUCUGAUAAGGACUGCGAAAACGUUCCAGGGCAAUGGAGAACUGCCACAAAACAUUGUUAACGAAGCACGCGCUAAUCUGCAGUCCCACGUGUCGGACUUCUUUCAACAAAUCUCUCUAGCCGGCAGCCCUGAAGACGUUAUGGAGGCAGAUUCCGUGCCCUUGACAAAAACGAGGCUCUUCGCUCAAAAUUGCGAGACCGCCAAGAUGAAGCACGCUGCGGAAUGCUCCAAAUCUCCCUGCGUACCGAAACUGGCAAAAAUCGCAAAACUCCAUGCCCGAUGUAAGACGCCUUACCACACCAAAGUACUUCAAGGUCGUAGCCCGUUCAAGGCCAAGGACUUACAGCAGACUCCUCUUCUCGGCAAGCUAUCGCUUCUCAGGAUAGACCACGACUUGCCCAAUUUCGAGAAUAUGGAUAACACGGUGACGGAAGUUCUGCAUAGAGAACAGGAAGCGAAUUACGGACAAUCAGUUGCGGAGAUCUUACUGAGAGAUCCUGACGAACGACGGAAAAUAGAAACGAACAUCAAGGGUAUCGAGACCAGUGAAUGCCCCAGUGAAAUCAACGAACAACCCACUGAAACCGAUGAUCAUUCCGCGGAAACUGUUGAAGAGGAGAAAAUAGACACGGAAGAGAGAAACAAAAGCAACGACAGCACGGUGUCUUCGGCAAGUCAGCUGCUCGAGGAUCCUUCGCCCAUGUCUUGGGCCUUUAGAUCUCCGACGAAUGACUUUGACGACAAUUUUACCCUGAAGAGACAACGAGGGAUACGAAGGAAACGUCAUCAAAAGGGAGAGACUAACGGAGGACCAGCUUCCAAGAGUAAACGAAUAAAAAAGAGAUCGAUAAGCCUGAGCCCGCCCAGGAGCAAAACCCUUGACGAGGCGGAUACUAUAAUCGAGGCAGUAAACUUACACGUAAAAAAAUUCACUCUAGAAACCGAUCUCGACGAGGUCUUGGCAACCGGAAGUCCAGCAAUUUCACAAAUGCCUUUCUGUGCAAACUCGGAAUGCCCUAAGGAGGAAGAUGUUUGUCACAAAACCAGCAUUUGGAACUCCGCAAGCCCGAAGUCGUUUUUAACGGAAGACUUGCAAAGCUCCAAAUCCUUUCUCACAUCCGUGUCGGAUACUCCGGAAGCUCCGCUUGUAGCAACGGUCAGAAGAUGUUUGAAAUACAGUCCGGAGAAUACGCUUCCACAAUUCAACCAGUCCCAAACGCGAGGAUCCAUCGAGAUAGAAGUUUCAUUAAUGAAAGAUCAUAUUCAUGUGCGAGUAAUACGGUGCAAGGACUUAAAAAGGACGUAUGAGGGACCCGUACACGCCUACGUGAAGGCAAGCCUGAAGAACCCGAACGGCGAGGGGGUCGUUAAAAGGACUGCCGUUCACCGGGCCACCCCAAGCCCCGUCUUCAACGAGACCUUGGUACUACCCUGUCCUACCAACAACAAUAAUUGCUCGAGCAAGGCUACGUCCGUGGACAUCGCUGUCUGGCACCGGGAUCGACGAGCGAGGCGCAGCGAGCUCCUCGGCUGUAUGACUCUACCCCUGCCUCUGUCCCAAGACAAGGAGGCGACAUGGCAUCCCCUGGAAGCUGGAUCGGGAAGAAACGCGAAUACCCCGUAUACCGGAGUUUCGCAGGAUUGCGCGGUCUCGCCACCCUUAUCAAAGGAAGGCGAACCAGAUAACGUUCAGUCUGGUGGCGAUGAUCUAACUUACCUAAGACAUCUGGAACUGGAGCCUAUAGAUCCUUCGACUGGCUUACCGUUGCAUCCUGGAUUUACCGCACGGGGUGGUAGAACGCCAUGUACCAUCACUAGAAGAUUGAUACGACAAAGUGCUCUUGAGCAGGUGCCAUGGGGUUUUUCGUUAUCCUGGGGAAGACCUCCACGGGUGGAACGAGUCGAUCCUGGAAGCCCGGCAGAAAGAGCCGGUCUCAGACCUGGCGAUCACGUUGUCUUCGUGGAUGCGACCAAUAUAGUGACACGUCCUCGAGACGAAAUCCUCGGCCUCAUUCAAGCAGCAACUAAUCAACUGAUUCUCGAGGUUUAUCGCAAAGGUGGUAUCGGCCACGGAGGACACAGGCCUAGUGUUGUGAAUGUCACUCUUCAACCGACGACAUCCAACAGCCAACACACCGUUGCGUUCAGCGCCGAGGUGUUCCCGAGCCUAGCACCCGACGCGCCUCCUGACGAGGAACUGUCCGUCAGAGAAACUCGUUAUUGGAGCACCCUGAAGAGCGGUCAGUCUCUUUUCCUCCUUCCCUUGGCGGAGCGUCGAGAUGUCUUGUCCGCAACCGACCACAUGAUUCUCUUCCAAAAUUUGGAAGAGCUGCUGAAGAUCUCCGAAGAUAUCAGGGACGAGGGCGGAGGCGCCGAAAGUUAUCUCUGCAGGAUCCCCAAGAUUACUGCGGCCUACAGGCGAUAUUUGAGCGGCCUACAACGGGCCUGUUGUCUUCUCGUAGCACUCCGCAGGAACUCGCAGUUCGCUAAAUUGGUCUGCGAACCUGCCGUACCUCAGAAGCGUCGACCCGACCUCACCGGAAUUUUACUACUACCAUUGGAACACUAUAGAGAGAUGACCAGGUUACUGGGAUUGAUCGCUCCGAGGAAUUGUCAACAGACAAGGGACUUGGCUCAGGGAUACCGGGAGGCCACCGCCAACGCGGGAGUUAUGGAACCACCGCGCGACACCGGAAGACCACUUCUCAGUUUGCAGGAAGUAGAAUCGCGACUGGUCUUUGCACGGUGUAAACCUUUUACCUUAGUUAUGCCUGGAAGGCAAUGGCUCUUUGGUGGUGCUUUGGCAAAGGUUGAAGGUCGCGCACGUCUGCAGCCAUCGUGGGCUCUAUUGUUGACGGAUCUACUGGUAUUCGCCCGAGUCUCCAGGGAUCGCGUGCUCUUUGUUACCGAAGAACCGCUUCGUCUGUCGAGCAUCGCCGAAGCUUGUUUCACGGUCAGAAAGAGACCCACGGAAUUCCGCCUGCAAGUGGCCAUUACGCCAAACGGUUCCGAGAACGAGAACGCGGAUUCCGGAAGCGGAGGCGGUGGUUGCAGCCCCCACGGUCGACCACGACGUCGAGUUCUGGUCUUGAGAGCACCUAGUCCUGAAUUAAAAGCAGUGUGGCAUAACCUCCUUCAACGUCAGAUAAUCUAUGUCAAUACAGGCUAUGGGGGCAUGUCGAACCUCGACAGUCCACCGGAAAGUCCCGUCGCGGCUGGCAGUAACGUCACGACCGUACGAGACUCUUCGUCGAGUCAACAGGUAUCGCGAGAAACGAGGCAAGCCGAUGAAGAAAAGGCAAACUCCGGAGAGAGCUUGGAGACCAUCCUGAAGAACUCGACGCCGGAAAACAAUCACUUGGCCCAGUGGGUCCGGAACUCCCAUCAAAUUCCACCACCGGAUUACGAGGGGCCUCUGGAGGAAUGGACCCCGGAGGAGCUGGCGGCCAGGGCACCUAGGGAAAAUACAUCGAGGCAAAUUCAAGACACUCUGAACGAAGAGUCAGCGACCAUUAAUUCGGACGUGGAACAACGCAGCACGACAUCCAGUGCGAGCCUCAGCACCGUUAAAUCGACCAGUCUUUCGAAUAAGAGAAAUGGUAGUUAUGUUACUUCCAAAGACGGUUCCACGGGGUCUAUAAAUAUCUGCAGGAGAUGUCAUAGGUCAGGUUGCCCCACACCACCGCUCCCAAGAGACCCCUUCUCACCUUUGCCUCCCAAAAUAUCGGUCGUUCCUCCAACCCCGGAUUUGUGUACAAGGCACAGACUACGGAAUGGUCUACAAGAUAGUCCUGGACGCAAUAGUCCAAACUGCACACCUGCCGAUGGGAAUACGGAAGAUGGCAGCGAGGAUGAUUUGGAUUGCGAUGGCGAGCCUCCAUAUAGAGCUCUGCGUAGGUUCGGCACAAUGAGCAGCUUGGAUCAGGACGAUGAGUUGGAUGAUCAAGCAGACGAAGAGCACCAUGACUUAGAAUCUCCACCUUCCGGCUUAAGAGCGUGGACGAUGAAAGCCAGCAGUUACGUAGUUAGUAAGAUGGUUCUUCUGGAACAACUCAGCGAAGGAGUCGGAGGUUACCUCCUACAACCUCCCGUACCUCCAGAGAGGACAGAAUUCUCCCUCGAUCCAAAUGACGAAGAGGGUACCACAUCAGGAGCAACGUCGGGUGACGAUAUUUGGGGUACUCCCACAUCCGGAGGUCCGGAUGACGAGAGUUUUACCACGAGCCCACCGCCGUCCAAUGGAACUGGCAAUACAGGUGCCUCCGGGGAGGAGAACUACGGCCUUAGUCUGAAUGCAGAAGACGACGGCGAUCCAGGAUCUGACGAAGACUGCACGCUCAACAUGGAUCAGCUGCUCGGCAUGGGAACGGUCACAACUUUGCGCAGUUUCGUUGGUAGACGGAGGCUGGAACCCCUUCCCGAGGAGGAAGAUUCUCCUGGAAGCGGUAAGCACCAAGUGGGAUGGUGGUGACAGAGGUUUCAGCCGGCGGCUGGAAGAGACGACGACUAUGCACACGAGAGCGCCGACAGGGAACGCGUCUUCGCCAAAUUGAGCCAGGAGGACGAAGAGUUCCGCAAGAAGAUCUUGGACCUGCACAGGAAGCUAUCCGGAGUUGACGAAGGCAGCAGUGACGGGUUCAGGUCACCAAGUCUGCAGAGCGUCCCUCGAAAUGACUCCGAUGGAUUGGAUCCUGCCAUAGAGGAGACGAGCAGUCCGUCCGAAAGCGUUCUGAAAAAACCCAUGGAGGCUGAACACAAGCGGCACAGAGAUCGAGAGAGCCGGCAAGAACUUAACAUUAAGCGAAGGGAGAGAACCCUAGAUUUACUUCGGAAAAGAUCGAAAGGACUAGAGGAUAUAUCGGAAGAUGAUGCACAAAAUAUGGAUCGUAUCGGUACGUCCGACACGAAUUUCUUGGAUCGAUUGAAAAUCAGACGACGUGGCAUAAAGCUUUUCAACUUCCUCAGUGGCAAAACAGGUGACAAAUCGCAAGAGGAACGGGCUACCAAAUUCUUGAGAAUAUAUAUGCCGAAAGAGAAAGGAUCCAAGGCGCAAAACACAAUCUCUAUACAUCGUACGUCCAGAGAUAGAAGGUUUUGGAAACUUAGAAGCCGCAGAAGAUCUAGUUCUACAUGAAACGUUAACGAUAUACAAGCGAAAUGUUGGGUCGAUGAACGUUAUUAAAAUCACUGUCUCUCCAUUUCUAGGACUUCCAUGAUGUGCUCGUUAUCGAAGUUUUCUGAAUUCAACUCGAAAAUUAUACACCAUUAAAAAACGUUGUUUUUCUUAGAAGGUAGAACGCUGAAAGUGCAAAACUAGAGUAACGAGAAACGUAGGUAAACAUUCUAGUCUUUUUGAAAGUGUCUUCGAAGUAAGUGAUUUUAUUGUUAUCUAAUGAGAACAAUUAGACAGAGUGCACAAUUUCGGCACGCCCGAGCAUUAUGCUCUUGGCCAUAGAGGGCUUUAAUAAAUCCGUGGAGAGUAUUCUUUUGGCGACCCCAACACGGCCUAGAAAUACAUUUUGAAAAUACUAAAAUCUUUGUUUGCUCAUCGAACAUACUCGCACCAAAAUGAAAAAUUUCAUUACGAUCGAUCAAGUUAGUUUCAUGCCAUCGUACUUCACUAGGUCCGCACGACUGACCCAACGCGGCACGAACUUUCCUCGAACUCUGAUCGACUGAAAUACAGCCAUGAAAUUUGAAGAUUUAAUUUCAAUUUUACCAUUACUGUUGGUAGUUUGUAAAAUAGUCCUAUGGUUAAAUAUACUAUACAAAUAAAAUAUAUUCUUUGUUCAAACAG